Kockovaella imperatae is the source of this 1398-nucleotide messenger RNA. RefSeq names its product mitochondrial carrier domain-containing protein. Bases 185 to 1120 code for a protein of 311 amino acids. Gene Ontology annotation, cellular component: mitochondrial membrane. The record is from RefSeq and is a predicted model, not a curated record. Lineage: Eukaryota; Fungi; Basidiomycota; Tremellomycetes; Tremellales; Cuniculitremaceae. Gene Ontology annotation, biological process: succinate transmembrane transport; thiosulfate transport; phosphate ion transmembrane transport. Gene Ontology annotation, molecular function: thiosulfate transmembrane transporter activity; malate transmembrane transporter activity; oxaloacetate transmembrane transporter activity. The transcript has 11 exons.
UCCCAAGCCAUUCACACCAUUCGGUGAGUUUACCCGGUCGGUCCGAGAGGGGAGCCUCAUGGAAAGACGUGGUACGCUCUAUACUGCUCUCGGAUAUUGGCCAUUCGAAGGAGUUUGACUUGACUGACGCUCUUGGACCUCGACAGACUCUCUCCCAAGGUUUUGACCUGUUACUCUUGUAACAAUGUCCGCUCCUAUAACUCCAUCUACGGCGCCCGAAAAGGGUAUCGUCAAUCCUCCAGGGACCACUUUGGUGAAGAAGCCAUAUCCAUUCUGGCUGGGAGGUGUCGCUGCGUCCCUUGCUGCGUCCGUUACGCAUCCUUUAGACUUGACCAAAGUCAGGUUACAAACGUCUGGAGAUAAGGGCAUGCUCAAUUCCAUGCGAAAAACGGUCGCUGCGAAUGGCUUCACUGGAUUGUUUGACGGUCUCACGGGAACACUCCUCCGACAGAUGACUUAUUCCAUGAUGCGUUUCGCAGUCUACGAUGCUGCCAAAGAGGCUUUACAAGAUGGACCCGGACCAAUGCCAGCAUGGCGCAUGGCUCUGGCUGGUUCUAUAGCCGGAGGAGUAGCUGGAGUCUUUGGAAACCCUGCCGAGUUGAUGAUGGUCCGUAUGCAAGCGGACAAAGCCAAGCCUCCUGAGAAGCGAUACAACUAUCGAAACUCCAUCCAGGGUCUCUACAGGAUGACUCAACAGGAGGGAAUCGCAUCAUGGUAUCGUGGUGUGGUGCCCAAUGGCUUUAGAGCGGUUCUUAUGAACAUGUCUCAAUUGGCCAGUUACGACUGGUUCAAGGAGCAGUUGAUAUCCAACAAACUUUUGACCGACGGACCCGUAUGCCAUUUCGUGGCUUCUCUGGGAGCUGGUACAGUGGCGACCACCGUUUGCUCGCCUGCCGAUGUGCUCAAGUCCAGAAUUAUGAAUGCUCAAGGCGCAGGCACAACCAGUACCAUCGCUGUCAUCAGACAAUCUCUUGCAGCUGAGGGGCCCAUGUUCAUGUUCAAAGGUUGGGUUCCAGCCUGGAUGAGACUGCAGCCCACAACCAUUCUCAUUUUCUUGAUUCUUGAACAGCUUAAAUCUGGUAUUGACAAGUAUAGACAAGCGGGAGGCAAAGCGCUGUGACGAGGGACUUGGAGCAAGGGACCAUGGCGUCCGCUCGAUGAACCGUCGAUUGUCAGCGGGAGGUUUUGUAGGAUCUGCGGAUGGGAUUUAGACGCAUGUCGGAUGUCUGUGCGUCAGGCCGCGAUGCCGAUGACGAUAGUAGAUUUCAGGCGCGCACAGAGGAUGAAAGCACGAUAGGUUGUUCACUAGCGAAUUGAAUGGAAUGUACAGCCAAGAUCGACCUGUUCCAUUGCAAGGCAUAGUCAAGACGGAGGGCCUCUCAGCUCAUGCUCAGUGAU